AUGGGGGAAGCUCGAGUAAUACGACUUCGCACAGCACUUGAGUCCUCCAACCCGUACGAGCGCUUAAUGAGAAGACUGCUGCAAACUUCAAUUGAAGAAAAUGUGGAUGUCGCUAGUGUAUUGCGCAGCCCUUCUGUUCAGCAGGCGUUAUCCCAAGGUAGCACUCGAUCUGAAAAUGGGGCAGACGGAUUUUCUCCUCUACAACAUAUGUCAUCUAGACUGCCGCGUGCACCAGUACCGUCUUUGGGUUCACUCGCUAGAGGUGUUAUUACUCAAUCUGGUGGCGAUAUGCCGUUCAUGUCGGAGGUCAUCUCAAAUAUAAUGAGGAAUAAUGGGCUCGGAACUUCAUUGCCUCCUCAAGUCGAUGUGAUUGUGGAAUACGGGGACGCAGGGUCACCUGGUGUGAGUCACGGGCAGCCUCAAUUGCUCAACAUGGCCAUGGGAGGGAUGACCGAUGCUCAUGGGAGACAACCCGCAGCUGUUGGAUAUCACGUUGAAGUUCAUCAGUUCGACAUAUUCAGUCAUCCAUCAGAGCCGGAUAACUCUUCACAGAACUCUAGUCAAAGUGCUACUCCAUCGACUGUACCACUAUCUGCUCCCGCAACAAAUAUUGUUGCUCAAGCAAAUGUACCGGCACCCUCGAACAGACAACGACAAGGUCCUCCUGGAGGAUUUCCCUUCGUUAUGGGUGGAAUGGGUUUUCCAUCUGAAAUGCAUUUCACCGCUCCGCGACAAGAUAUCGUCAAUGUGGAUCCGUUUUUAUCGUGCACGAGUAGAUUCACUGAUGUACAGCGGGUUUUGCGCAACAGUCACCCAAAUGUUCCUUCUCAACUAUCUCCAUAUCGCCGGUUUAUGGGCGAUGCGUUGUCGUCGAAUUCGUUAACUGACCGACGAAUAGUACCCAUAGAUGCUUACGAGCGCGUCAUGCUUCCUCUCAACUCUUCUGGUCAUGUUUUGAUGGCCAAUGAAAGCGAUUUCGAGAAUUUCAUACAGCUUGCCAUUCGAUCUGCUCUCAGUCAGAUGGUUCACACAGAUCAGGAUCGCAAUUCGCAGAAUGUUCGUGGGAGCGCUAACCGCAUGUUCCCUCCUGGUCAGUCAGUGCAGUUACCCGGAGGUGGAGAAAUCGUGCAAGCGACUGUUUCUGCUCCAAUAUUAGUGCAUGCAGAAGUUGAGGAGCAUCAUGAUGCUCAGACAGAGGCUGCGGCAGGAAAUGAUCCAUCCGCAAGCGCUGCAUUCAGUGUUCCGAACGAUGUAUCAAGCAAUCAGCAGUAUGAUUUCAUUCCCCGCGACGAAGAAGGUCGUAACAUCCUGACA
Messenger RNA from Ostertagia ostertagi, 1314 nucleotides. Lineage: Eukaryota; Metazoa; Nematoda; Chromadorea; Rhabditida; Trichostrongylidae. The record is from the annotation of a GenBank genome assembly.